GUCAAAGCGAGAUCCAUCACAUAGUCACAUAGUCCACAGGAAGGACCUCUCAGAUUCCCUAGGACCCUAGUCAAUCUAAACUAGUGAGCCCUCCCCUGAGUAAACACUACACUACCUCGUUAUCUCUACCCUCCUCCAAACAGCUACAGCAAGCAUAUCAGCAUUCGCAGUCCGCAGCCCUCAGGCUACUCGGACCCAAUCCAAAAGCGCGAGACUACAUCAUGAUUCUCAGCGGACUCGAAGUCGUCACCCGCCAGUUGGUGCGUAACCUACGGCAUGUUCCCCAGCAACGACAACCGUGCGGAGUCGACCUUACUUUACGCCAGGUCUCCAAAUGGACCUCCGCGGCCACCAUUGACUUCGACAAUACCAAGCGUCAAGCAGCCCAGACGUCGAGCCUGCCCUUCGACACCACCAGCCACGCGAUCACACUACAGCCAGGCGCCUACUUAGUCGACUUCAACGAGACCGUCCACGUCCCACGGAAUUGCAUGGGGAGCGUAUUCCCCCGAUCGUCGCUCUGGCGGUCGGGCGUGGGGAUCGCGGCCGGAGUGGUCGACGCUGGGUAUGAGGGUGCAAUGGGAGCUUUACUGGAGGUGAAGAACCCCCAUGGAGUCGUGCUGUACCGAAAUGCCAAGCUCGCUCAGAUUGUCUUCGAGGAACUGGGGGAAAUUGUCGAGGGGUAUCAGGGGAUCUACCAGUCUUCGACGAGCAGCGUGGGGCGCAAUGGGACAAGGAGUAAUUGACUCUAUCUCCGUUCCCUUUGUGGGAUAUGCAUAGGUCAUGAAGGACACAAAGAUCACAGACCUGACUCACGGCGCACCUGACUCUAUGAACCUCCGAAUAAACGAAUCAUCCGACCUCGUCCGACAUUUUGUUUGUCCUUUCAUCUUCCCUCGGUCUUUUGUGGCAGAUCAGUUCUGGCUUUUUUUUUUUUUUUCACUUCCUUUGCUUCGUCCGGUUGCUCCG
This is a messenger RNA of Aspergillus japonicus CBS 114.51, 969 nucleotides long. RefSeq names its product putative dUTPase. The coding region runs from base 222 to 746 and encodes 174 amino acids. The record is from RefSeq and is a predicted model, not a curated record. The transcript has a single exon. NCBI's taxonomy places the organism in Eukaryota, Fungi, Ascomycota, Eurotiomycetes, Eurotiales, Aspergillaceae.